This is a messenger RNA of Phlebotomus papatasi, 3081 nucleotides long. It is a transcript of the gene wech, whose product is annotated as protein wech. Bases 159 to 2588 code for a protein of 809 amino acids. Gene Ontology annotation, biological process: protein polyubiquitination; proteasome-mediated ubiquitin-dependent protein catabolic process. The transcript has 5 exons. Gene Ontology annotation, molecular function: zinc ion binding; ubiquitin protein ligase activity; protein binding. NCBI's taxonomy places the organism in Eukaryota, Metazoa, Arthropoda, Insecta, Diptera, Psychodidae. The record is from RefSeq and is a predicted model, not a curated record.
CGUCUCUUUUCAGUUCGAUUUGCAAGAUCGUUCUAUCGACCCAUCUCACAUUAUUUUCCCUUUCAUCUCUCACUUCAAAGCUUGAUGAAAAAAGUCCUCUGAGAGACGUUCUUUUUGUAUCAUACAUUUCAGCUGAUUUUGACGAUACGUUCUGAAACAUGACGUUGAUUUCGAAGAAGGGCGCCAUCCCGCGCAGCCAAAAUCGCCAACAACAUCCCAAUCAGCAGCCUCAAGCUCAGCCAAGUGCUUCUGGUUCUUCAUCCAGCAGUGUGUCUCCUGAAAACAUGAAUCGGGCCUCCCAUGAGCACCGAACACUUCUCUAUUCGGAACUCUUUCAGGGUGCCUCUAUGUGGGAUAACAGGAAUUCGGGCAGUGUGCAAGUGGAGCCGAUCAGAUCUCCUCCUGCUUUGGACGACAGUGAAGCUAUUGAUCUUGAGGAAUUUGUCGUCAAUACUCGCUUAGGAGCGAUUGGAACUCCUCGCCAAUCACCCAAGGAGGAAGAUGGAGCUGUAGGCUACUCAAGCCCCAGUCCAGCUUCUGACGAGACCCCACCGAAUUAUCCUGGGAUGAACUAUCGCUGUGGUAACUGCCAGAUGCAUCAUGCCAUUUCUCGUUGUCUCAGCUGCAGCGAUAUUCUCUGCGAAGAUUGCGUCCAGCGUCAUGUUUAUCGCAAUCUGGCAAAUGAUCAUAUGAUUGUGCCUCUGCACGUGCCCCCACCACCAGCUCCAUCAUGUGCCAUGGCUGCUAUGGCCAAUCUCAAUUCAGGUCCCCGCUGUGCUUUGCACAAUGAAUCUCUGCGUUACGUCUGUGAGACUUGCUUCAUGAAUGUCUGCCAGGAUUGCACCCUUUGGGAGCACAAAGAUCAUCACUGUGUCCUGGCCAUGGAGGUGGUAGACAAUGCCCAUGGAAAGCUCAAUGCCAUUUUCAAUUAUGGCAAAAUGGGCACUCAAAAGAUCAAAUGUAGCAUCGACAAGGCUGUCAUCUACUCUCAAGCUAUUGAGAGGGAGACAUGCGAAUUGGCCAAUCGCAUCCGGAAGACCAUGAGAGCUCUCUGCGCAGCUGUGGAGGAACGCGAACGCGCCUUACUUGAUCGUUUGGAGAAGAUGCGCUAUCAGAAGCUGACAAUCCUCUCAGAUCAAAUGACUGGUCUCAGAGCUGCUCUUGCAGGAAUUGCUCAGACAUCCGUGGAGCUGACAAAAGCCCAGCAGGUUCUGCCCACUCUCAGUCAGACUGAUUUAGCACUGGUUCUCGUGCGUACUGAGAAUCAAAUGUUUGAAUUUUCGGAGAUGUACAAAAGCCUUCAGCCGAAGGAGGAAGUCUUUACAUUUGUGCCACCUAACUUUGAUCUAGCCACAGAAAUCAAGAAACAAGGCGACGUGCAGCUCCAGGAGCGCCGCAUGCCAAAUGGAGAGCUGCCAGAACCACUUCCACCAGUCAAUGGCAAUUCCAAUCUUCUACAGCAACAGAGACGACGGCCUAUUCUUCGUGCACUUGAAGGACUAGCUCCUGUUGCCCAGCCGGUAAUGAUGCCACCUCCUCCAGUAGAGGAGAGACGUCCUGAGCCGCCUGAAGUCAUGCCUAGGGAGUUGUCGCCUGCUUUUGGUGACACUUCCAGUCGAUCGGAAUUUGCUGGCAGUCUCUGUAUCCCUGGUCACCCAUUUCCCAUUCGUGUUCGCUACACUCCUGGUCCAGUAGUGUCAUUUGCCUUCGAGGGCUCUGGUGAGGGAGAAGUGAGCCGCCCAUGGGGUGUCUGCGUGGAUCGUGAUGGGCAGAUUCUCUUGGCAGAUCGUCGGAAUAAUCGCGUGCAGGUUUUCGGUCAGGAUGGCAAAUUGCGCUUUAUGUUUGGGACUCAGGGUCAGGCCAAUGGGCAGUUUGAUCUGCCAGCUGGUAUUACAACGGAUCAGAUGCGCAGGAUCAUUGUGGUGGACAAAGAUAACCACCGAGUGCAGAUUUUCAGUCACACUGGCACCUUCAUGCACAAGUUUGGGACCUUUGGGCGCGAAUGCGGGCAGUUCCAGUACCCGUGGGGUGUUUGCGUAAACGCCAAGGGUGACAUCCUUGUAUCCGACUCCAGGAACCAUCGCGUACAGCUGUUUAAUCACAGUGGCCACUUCAUUGCUCGCUUCAACUUUGACGGUAUCCAUCACACGCGUUCCCUCAAGGGUCUCACGUCUCCGCGGGGAGUCACUUGUACUCCGGCUGGCAACUUCAUUGUGUCAGACUUUGAAAAUCAUCGUCUUAUGAUUGUGGACCCGGGACUGACGCGUAUCAUCGCCACCAAGGGCUUCGAGGGCAUUCCACGGCAGGACUUCAGCCGUCCGUCUGGGCUCUGUGUUGACGAUGAGGGGCGUGUGAUUGUUGCCGACUCCAAGAAUCAGCGAGUUCUUGUCUUCACGAAGGACUUUGACUUCCUCUGGGCUGUGGACGUGAGACCAGAGAUUAAGCCAGAUCGUCCUCCGAUGCAUGACAAAGAUCGCCCCACAGACAUCGCGCUCCUUCCUGACGGUCGCCUCGUGAUGGUCGUGGAGACUUCUCCUGAGUCCAGAGACUGCGUGGGUCCCAAUCAGGCCUUCGUGCACAUCUACUGAGGCCUCCUGCUGCCCUUCAAAGGACAUUUUGGUAAUUUUCAUCAAUGCUUUUUUUUCGUUAGUGAAGUAAGAACGUCUAGCUGCGGCACUCCUUUGUCUCUCAUUUUUUUUUUAUAACUUUGACAUCUUAUUUACGACGUAUUAUUAUUCUCUUUUUUCUAUGAAGUUCUUUUGUCCGGGGAAUUUUUAUGAAAAGGUCACAAUUCCCUGCGUAUAGCGUUAAUAUAAUUUUUUUUCGUUGAAGACUAAUUUUAGGAAAUUUUCUAUUGUGACUCUUUGUUGGAGCACACGAAACGCAAAUGAAGAAGGAAAAAUAACAACAAUUCUACCUCUAAUUUAGGAUAUAAGAGAAUGCUUUUGACCGACCGAGUGUUGGAAUAUUUUUUUUCUUGUAGAAUUGAGAAAGGAUUUUUUGAGCAAAUAGAGUUAAUUCUGGAAAUAAUAUUAUAAAGUAAAAAAAAAAUAAUAGACAUUUUUCUUGCAACUUUAAGAC